AUGCUCGUGGCCAGCCUGGUGGCUCUGGCGCUGGCGGUGCGCCUGACCCGAGCGGUGCGUGGGGCGCCCUGCGAGCCUGUGCGCAUCCCCAUGUGCAGACCCAUGCCCUGGAACCUGACCCGCAUGCCCAACCACCUGCACCACAGCACUCAGGAGAACGCCGUGCUGGCUAUCGAGCAGUACGAGGAGCUGGUGGACGCCAACUGCAGCGCAGUGCUGCGCUUCUUCCUGUGCGCCAUGUACGCGCCCAUCUGCGCCCUCGAGUUCCUGCACGACCCCAUCCGGCCCUGCAAGGCCCUGUGCCAACGCGCCCGGGACGACUGCGAACCCCUCAUGCGCCUCUACAACCACAGCUGGCCCGAGAGCCUGGCCUGCGACGACCUGCCAGUCUACGACCGCGGCGUGUGCAUCUCCCCCGAGGCCAUCGUCACCGACCUGCCUGAAGGUUCCCAAAGGGGCCGGGCCAGAGAGGCGGGGAUGGGGGCGGCGGAGUGA
Molecule: messenger RNA, 495 nt
Organism: Gracilinanus agilis (Agile Gracile Mouse Opossum)
Lineage: Eukaryota; Metazoa; Chordata; Mammalia; Didelphimorphia; Didelphidae
Product: secreted frizzled-related protein 4-like
Exons: 1
Coding region: 1-495 (164 amino acids)
Biological process (GO): canonical Wnt signaling pathway; non-canonical Wnt signaling pathway
Cellular component (GO): cytoplasm
Molecular function (GO): Wnt-protein binding
Source: RefSeq, a predicted model, not a curated record